This is a messenger RNA of Dracunculus medinensis (Guinea worm), 1572 nucleotides long. NCBI's taxonomy places the organism in Eukaryota, Metazoa, Nematoda, Chromadorea, Rhabditida, Dracunculidae. The record is from the annotation of a GenBank genome assembly.
CAUCAGUUACAUCAUGCCCCUUCUGGUGGUAAACUUGUGCCAUCAGAUCCGAAUUUUGAUGAAAAUUAUGUUGGACCACCGAGUGGCGAUAGUGAAAGUGGUGAAUGUGAGGAAAUCAAUGAAGAAGAGGAAGUGCUUGGUAGUGACGAUGAAGAACAAGAAGAUCCAAAAGAUUAUCGGCGAGGUGGAUAUCAUCCAGUCACGAUUGGAGAUGUUUUUAAUGGACGCUAUCAUGCUUUGAGAAAAAUGGGUUGGGGUCAUUUUUCGACAGUUUGGUUGUGUUGGGACACUGUAAUGAUGAGAUUUGUAGCGAUGAAGAUUGUUAAAUCAGCUGGACAUUAUACGGAAGCUGCUCUUGAUGAAAUUAAACUUUUGAUGUCAGUACGUAAUGCUGAUGAAAAUGACGAAUUUCGUGAACGAGUUGUGCAACUUUUGGAUGAAUUUUCUGUCACUGGUCCAAAUGGUACACAUAUUUGUAUGGUUUUCGAGGUUCUUGGUUGCAAUUUACUGAAAUUAAUUAUUAGAACUGAUUAUCAAGGAUUACCAUUGGAAUUGGUACGUGUUAUUACAAGGCAGGUUCUUGAGGGUCUGCAAUAUUUGCAUGAAAAGUGUAAUAUUAUUCAUACAGAUAUAAAGCCUGAAAAUGUUCUUAUUACAAUGGAUCAUGAAGACAUCAAAAAGAUGGCUGCUGAAGCAUUAUAUGCUGAAAAAUUUGGCAUUCAGAUGUCAGGGAGCGCUGUAAGUACAGUGCCGGCGCAUGUAUUGAAAAAAUACGAAGAAUCAAUGUCAAAAAAUAGAAGAAAAAAACUCAAAAAAAAGCGAAAAAAGCAACGAGAACUGUUGGAAUUACAACUAAGUCAAGUAGAAGGUCUCUCAGUUGAUAUAUCAACUGCUAAUGGCCCAAUGAAAUCAACAAGUAUUAACGGUCCUAAGCAUCACCAUUUUACCGAAGAUAUUCAAACACGUCAAUAUCGAAGUCUAGAAGUUUUAAUUGGUGCUGGAUAUGGUCCUCCUGCCGAUAUUUGGAGCACUGCAUGCAUGGCAUUUGAACUGGCGACAGGCGAUUAUUUGUUUGAGCCUCAUAGCGGAGAUACCUAUAGCAGGGAUGAAGAUCACUUAGCACAUAUAAUCGAGUUACUAGGUUCAAUUUCUCCUAGAGUAUAUAAGAAAGGUGAACAUUGGCGAAACUUUUUUGAUAAGAGCGGUAGGCUAUUGCAUAUAACCCAGCUCAAGCCAUGGCCACUAGUAGAAGUAUUAAUGCAAAAAUACGAAUGGCCACUGGAACAUGCUGCACAGUUUGCUUCUUUUUUGAUACCUAUGCUUGCUUUUGACCAAGAAGAAAGAGCCACUGCGCGGCAAUGUCUACAGCAUGAUUGGUUGAAGCCUUUUGGUGGAAAAAAUCCACGAAUUAGAAAAAAUCUUUCAUUGGUGAAUCGCGAUUAUGUUGGAUAUAAUUCAACUAUUCGUAUUGAAAAUGAUUCGGACGAUAAAAUCAAAGAAAUUGGUAAUAGCGAUGCUAUCCAGUUAAGUUCUCUUAGUAUUGAAUCUCAGAUCGAUGAUGGCGAGAUGUGA